ACUGCGAUCUCGUUUCGGCACAACACCAGUGCGACUGAUAAUCGAUGGUAUCGAACGUUUUUCCGCCUUGACUCUGUAGUCCUUGAGCAGUUAAUCUGUAUCGUGUUUAUUGCGCCACGAAAACGCUUCUGCUCUUGUUUGCCUAUCUGGUGGAGUCCAUCAACCGUUUCGUUUCAGAUAUCCCGUCGUUAUUCCAUACAUCUUCGUGUCGCCGAUCCGUCGACACGACCACAACGAUGCUUCUCCGGUGACUGACGUUCAGUGCCUAAAUAAUCGGCGGCGCCCAAAGACGUGAAUCGACUGAAUCGCUACUAAAUGAACACCGAGGUGAGAGAUUGCGACACCUUCAUUAUAAUUAACUAAGUAACUGAUAGUGAAAUAAAUAUCUCUCUCGUUACCUCAUCAGUCCCUUAAUGUGAAUUCAACUAUAUGAUAGAUAUACAAUCAACGCCUAGGUAGGGUUUCGUUGAAUGUAGGUUUAUAAACUAACAUUCAUUCCAAUGUUUAUAUAAAAUUGCCUACCUACUUUUUUUUUUUACUAUGAACUUGUUAUUAUGUCCAAGUAUGUCAACAGUUUGUAAAAUGUACCUAUUUUGUAUUCUUUGAAUGUUGUAGUUGGCUUUUUGUUUUGGUCAAUGCUUCGAUACUCUGAUGUCUUUAUCUACUUGGCUCUAAUUUACUACUACAUUACUUGGUAAAUUCUUAUAAAUAGUUAUUACUCAUAAUUUAUGGCAUCAGCUGUCCAUUUAGAGGUCUUUGAAUUAUUAUUUUGUAUUCAUAUCAUGGGAAACGCCCGAUUAAGCAUUUUUAACUGAUGAGAAUUUAAUUUUUUAAAUGAAUUAAUAUUUCCAUUUUCCUUUACAGUAUGGUUACAAUAACCUAAAUAGUUAUUUUCACUUUUUGUUUUGACUUUCAACAUAUUUUUAUGGAGUUUUAAAAAUAAAACAAAUAUUUAAUUUAUGUACUGUAGGUAUACAUAAUUGCAUUGUAUUGUUUAAGUAUAAAUAUUAAAAAGUAAGCAAUCCAAAGUGUUAUGAAGUGUGCUGAAUUUGAUAUGAUAUCAAAUUCUAUACAAUUGUAUAAUAAGAAAAGUGUACAUGUUUUUCGUUACUAAGUUCAUAUCCAAAAAGUUUUAGACUAUACUAACUUAACUUUACCAUACUAUAAUCGAUAAAAACUUGUUAAAGUUAACUUAAAUGAUAUUAAAAGCUGUUAGUUGGUGGUAUAUGGUGGUUAGAUCUCAUAAAAUAUGUCAACAUAGUACCUUGGUAUAUACAUCUAGGUGUUCUAUUGUGUCAAUAUGUCAGAAUUAUCAAUACAGCUAUUUAAUUAAUUAACACUAAACACUGAUUAUAAUCACCUAAAGAACAUAUGAUUCUAGUUAUAUUUAACACAUAUUUUUGAUAGUAUAUAAAUAAAUAUAUAUAUAUAUAUAUUUAAGUAGUUACUGUCUUAUCUACCUAUUUUCAUACUUUAUUUAACUAGUAAUAUGAAUUAUUUGAUUUUUAUUAUUUUUUAACCAUUUUUACACCUACUUUUAAAAAAUUAUGGUUUACAUAUUUUAUGUGAAAUGCAUAUCUUAUUACAUAUCUAUGUGAAAUGCCAUUUAAUUAAUGUUAACUCAUAAUAAAAUGAAUUUAUAGAAAUAAUUAUCUUUUAGGCUUAUCAGUUGUAAAUAGUUUCAUUAAGGUCGUUUCUGGGUAGUUUCAUAUCAUGAAUUAUAUGAUAACUUGUAUUUUUUUUUUCCGAUUUUAAUACAGAGAUUAAUAAGUUUUUAGAUAAAAUUUGUUUAAAUAACCUGUUUUUAUAUUAGUCUAUUUUAAAUAUUAUUCAUAAAGUUGUAUACUAGUAUUAUAUUUAUAUAAUAUUAAAAUAUCAAGUUGUUAAGUUUAAUUUUAAUACAUAUAUUAUGAAUAACAGUUAUUUUAAUUUUCUAGGUAUUAUUUAAUUUUUAUAAAUUAUUAGUUUGUUGAAAUUAAAAAAAAAUAUAUCUUUAUUUGUGUUAUUACUUGGUAGUAUUUAAUGUCAUAUACAUGCAAUGUUAAAAUACAUUGAUGUGAAUUUUAAAUAUGAUGUAUUUAUUAUACCAUGUGCUUGUCCCCUAUCUGUAACAGUUUAACAAAUUGCCAUUUAAAUUGACCCUCAACACUAGUUUCCUUAGUAUAGUAUCUAUAUAGUAGAUGUAAUUGAUGAAAAUCACGGAAAUAAAUGUUCUAAUAAAAUAAAACAUAAAGCAGUUAAGUAUCAUUUCAUAACUUGAUUAAAAUGUACAUAUUAAAUUAUUUAUUAUGCAAUUUAAGUUACAUGAAAUUAGUAGGUAGAUUUCAAUAUUUAUUCUCAACUAAUUAUUACCUAAUACAAAAUAAUAUAUAGAUAACAAAUUUGACAAUUAAAUCAUUAGGUAAUAAAGUUUAUGAGUUAUAAUAUAAAUAAUCCAAAUAAUUAAAUUAAAAAUUUAUAAUUUUAUAUUGAUAAUGUUCCCGUCUAUGUAAAUAUACUUCAUCGAGAAAAGUUAAAAUAUUUCAUGUCCAUUGACUAUAAUAUUGCUGUGUAAUAUUUUAUAAUAUGUACUUAAUUUUUUUCUAGUAAUAUUGAAAUAUUUAAACCAAAAUUCUUAUAAGUACUUACUAUUUUUAUUUUGCAGUAUACAUAAACUAUGCCAUUACCAAAGCGUGUUGUUGAACCUGUGCAUGUAGCACGAAAUACAGUCUCUCAAGCAGGGAGUUAUGGUGCUACAGGUUCAAUACCCAAUGAAUUAGAAGCUGUUACUAAUGGCACUCUUGCCAAUACAGUACGUCAACUAUCAAGCCUAUCUAAACAAGCUGAAGACAUGUUUGGAGAACUUGUACGUGAAGCUCAUUCGCUUACUGUACGAGUCAACUCAUUACAAAUUAGGUUAGAUAGACUGUCUGUCAACACAAAACAAUUAGAUAGUACUGGCGAAGAAGGUAGCUAACAAAUAUUAAUUUUUUUUACUAUACAUUUUUAUUCAUACAUUUAAUUUGUAAUAUAUAUGUUUUAGUAUCUUUACAAGACAUUCAUAUGAGAAAAGCUUUUAAAAGUGCUGUUGUUUUUGACCAACAAGUUCUUUCAAGAGAUACAAUGCCUGCACCAAUGCUUGAAAUGUAUUCACAAUGUGAUAAACCACCACCUCUGUAUAAACUUAAUCCCUACCGGUAAUUCAAAAUAAAUUUAUAAAUUAGCAAUAUAUUAAACAUAAAAUUAUUAUUUUAUAGGGAAGAUGGUAAGGAUGGUAUGAAAUUCUACACAGACCCAGAUUAUUUUUUUAAUCUAUGGAGAUUAGAAAUGCUAAAAGAUACUGAAAAAAUGAUGCAUGAUCGAGGAAAAAAAGUAUAUUUUUACAUUUUUGCAAUCUAUAUUAAAACAUUUUAUUGUUGAAUUGCAUAAUUUAUUAAUAUAAUAAAUAUAAAUAAAUCAACUGUUAUUUUUAAUUUAUUCAUCAGCCUCAUAGACCUAAAACAGAAGGUAGUGGAGGUCGUCAUAAAAAGAGAGUUAGACAACCACAUAGUACAAGAGAACGGCAAAGGCAACUUGCUACACAGCAUGGAGAAUAUUUGAUGCCUCAAGACAAUUCCCAUUAUAGGGCACCUCAUCAGGUAUUUUAAUAAUAUUAUACAUUUCUUAUUUUUUCUUAUUUUUUUUUUAAUUCAAUGAGUAAGGUUCUUAGUUUGACACUAAAUGAAAACUGGUGACACUAUUUUUCAGUAAUUCAAUUAUGACUCAAACUAUUAACUCAAAAUAAAUAAACAAUUUUAAUUAUUUUUGAUAAAAAGUCUGAUGUAAAUAGACAAUUAUAAAAUAAAUUACUUAAAUUUUGUUUAGCCUUAUGAAUAUAUGGAAGAAAAUACAAUGAUGUUGGGCUUAUCCAUGAAUGAUCAACAUCGACCAUCACGGCCAAAUAGUAUUGAGUUACGUCGAUCUUAUGGUCCAGAACAACCUCUUAAUCAACAAAUUGGAAAUAACACGGUAGAUGGACGUAUUUAUAGUCCUCCCCCUAUGAGUAUAAUCGAUAGGUAAAUUCACAUUUAUUUUGUAAUGUUUUAUUAAAGUAGAACAUAUAAGUUAUGUUCUCAUUGAAAUGCAUUACUUAUGUUUUUAGUAAUAACUAUGCUGCACCGAUCAGUAGUAAUAAUAUAAUAUAUGAUGAAUCUAAUAUGUAUAAUCAUAACACUCAACAAAAUAAUUACCAAUACACUGGUAGCAUGGGUGAAGUAUUAAGUCCAUCAGGUACACCUAGUCGUGGAGGUAGAAUAAGGCCAUCACAACCACCACCUGCUCCGCCAAGCAAUAAUAAUUCAAACAAUAGGCAAGUGAAAUAUAUUUUUAUUUUAUAUUUUAUACCUAUUUUAACAAAUAUAAAAUAACUUGUUUAUUUCUUUAGUACACCCACUGUAUCAUCAGCCAGCACUCCAACUCGUGGCCGCAGUUUGAGUUCAAAUCGUGAAACGUUGCCACCUCCACCACCUCCUCCCGUUGAGAAUAACUUGCCUUUUACAGAACCUUUACCUCCACCUCCACCUCCAGUAUCUAUUAGUCCUCCCAUACCAUCAGCAAAUAUCCCACCUCCUCCACCAUUACCACCAAUGCCUGAUCCCCCAGCAUUGUUAACUAACGGAGAUGUUAAAUCACCAUCAAAACAGGUAAAUAGUAACAUUCUUAAAUAAUUAGAAAUAUUUAAAAUAUGUGUAAAAUCACACAAAUAUAAAAAAAAAAAACAAUCAUAAAGUAUUGUAAUAGGUUAUUUCUGUUUAUGACCAUUUUUAAAAAUCGUCAGAUUUAUCAGAUAAUAAAACUUACUAUAUGUCAAUAUAUAUUUUAUAUUUUUAAUAUUAAAUAAUUAUGUAAAAUUAUUAAAAAAUAAUUAUGUAAACAUUUUAACACAGAAGUCUCCUCCUAAUCACAUAAUUCAAUCAAAACCAUUGGUACUCCCUGCUGACUGUAACAAUAUUAGACAGCUAAAUGGUGUUAUUAAUGAUGUAAACACAACCGUAACCAAUAUCAGCAGCGGCACAGUGAGCGCAUUGAAAAAAACACCUGGACCAGGCCAUGUAGCUCAUUACGAUCCACGUAGUGAUUUACUCAAGGCUAUAAGAGAUGGUAUGAUAUUUUUAUAUUUUAUAAAUUUUCUAUUAUUUCUUGGAAUUAUAUGAAUUUUUUAAUUAUUAGAGAUAUGUAAUGCACUUUCAGUGGUUUCAGAAUCUUGAUACUAUAGAUAAAUUUGAAUUAAUAUUAAUUUUUAAUUUAUUAUUAUUAUUAAUAUUAAAAUCAUAUAAAACUCAAAAAUAAAAUAAAAUCUAAGACUUAUUUUAUAUAAUAUUUGUAAUAGGUUUUUAGAAAUAUCUAUAUAUAACAUACCAUUUACAAAAAAAAAAAUUGUGCAUAAAAUUCCAAUUCUUUUUUAUUGAUGGUAUUUAAUGUUAUUUAUUUGUGUUAAGGUGUUGAGCUGAGAAAAGUAGAAAAAAUUAAACAAAAAGAAGGAGAACGUAGUAACGCAUUACAUGAUGUCGCUUCAAUAUUGGCACGUCGCGUAGCUGUUGAAAUUUCUGAUUCAGAUUCUGCAUCGGGGAGUGAAUAUGAUAGUGACGGUUGGGCUGAAGAUGAUAGUAAUUUAAAAUAACAUUAUAAAUCUUAUAAAACAUUCCUUCUUGUGCUAUUAUUUUACCAAUAAUUUAAAAGUUUCAUUUUCAUAGCUAUUAUAUUAAUUUUGUUUUCUUUGUGUGUAUGUGUAAAUUAAAAAUGUUCAGUUGAAUGAAUCCAGGUAUUCUAUUUACUAUAAUAUGCAUAUCUCUGAUGACAGUUUAUAGUCAAUAAAAUCUAAUGUCACCAUUUAAAUAGUUGAGUAAAUAAAUUUUAUUAUCAAUUAAAUUAAGUGGCCCACCUAUCUAUUAGAGUAAUUAUUUAUAUAAUCAAUGAUAAUACACAUACAUAAUAUAUUAUAGAUUAAUAUAUUUAGAAGUUUUUAUUUUAUAAAAUGAAUUAAUUAAUUUGCAGAAUUAUCAUCAUUUAAAAUUUUAACAGAUAUUGCAUUUUUUAUAAAUUUUUUAUUUUUUUUUUUUUUUGCAACUCGUAUUCCUAUAUUUCCUAACAACGUACACAUUUUAGUGCCAAAUAAUACCAUUUUAUUUAUACACAAUUUUGUUUAUUUAUUUUUACUAGGUUUAUUGUAUAAAAGGCACAUUCAUUAUACCCAAGAAUUGCCAUAAAAAAUAUAAUAAAUAAUUAACUACAUAUUAUAUUAAUCAUAAAAGAAACAUCCAUUGGAAAACUAAAUACUAUUAUAAUAUUCAACUAAUUAGUUAUUUAAAUUUAAACAUGAUUCAUUUUAUAAUAAAUCAAAUGAGAUUUUAACCAAUUUAUGGAUUACAUUUCCGAAUUUAAAUGGUUUUUAAUUUUAAUUGCUUUAUGAUGACUUAGCACAUUAAAUAUAAUAUAUAUCCUUUAUAAUCUGUGUGGUUUUUUGAUAAAAAAAAUUUUAAAAAUUAAUUAUUUUGUUACACAAUGAUUUCAAUGUUGUUUUUUGUGUACAAUAUUAUUUUAAGUUCUAUAAUUCUAUACAAUAUAUACGACUUACUUACUUUAAAUGUUUUCUAGUUAUAUUGGAUUAUAACCUAAUACAUAUUCAUAAUAAUAUGCAUUAUUUUUCCAGAGAAAAUGCUCAAUAUUGCUCAAUUAGUUUUUCAGAUUUAUAAAUUAUUAUAAAUUUGUUCUGUCUGUAAAUAGACCUCUACACUGAUACACAUACCAUAAUGUAAUAUAGUUAAAAUUAAACGUGAUCAUGUUCAACAAAAUAUACGAAAACCAAUUUAGAAUAUCAAUAUGUUAAAUAAAUGUUCCUUUUGUUCAAACAUAUUCCGUGCCACUGUAUAUUAUUUAGUCUAAUUAAAGUACAUUUUCAAAAACAUUAAACACUACUAUUAAGUUGAUCAUUAUUUUUUUUCAUGUUUGUUUGAAAACAAGUUAGUAUUUGCUAAAACCUCUUUAAAAAAAAUAUAUAUAAGAAAAAUACAAACCACAUAAUUAGUUUAAAAUUACAUCAAAAUUAUUAUCAGUUGAGCAACAUUCCAAUUCAUUCAAAAUUGUUUUUUUUACAUGUAAUCAAUUAAAAUUAUAAUAAUUAUGAAUAUUACAUAAAACUAUCUAUUCUGAUGGAAUCCUUCUAUUUGCCAUCCAUAAUUAUUGUGUGUUCAAAGCGCAUAUUAUUAUGCAUUGAUGUAUUAUUAACUACAUUCAUAUUAUAAUGUACUCUACAUAAUAUUAUUCAUAAGAAUAUAUAUGUUAUUUAUUUUAUUUAUUCAUCUUUUAUCAUUAUUUAUUUAUAUUUUGUUUAUGAAUUUAAAUGUUUAAACGUUAUUUGUGCUCGUAUAUGUAUAAUUUAUAUAUAUAAUGUAGAUAGAGAGAACAAAUUUCAAUGUGUAUUAUGUAAAUCCAAAGCUUACUUUUAAAUAAAUAUUCUUAAUAUAUCGUAUAUAUAUAUAUAUAUAUAUAUAUAUUACAAAAUAUACAUUUAUAUUAUAUUAUACAGUAGUAAAAAAAAAAAAUAAUGUAUUAUAUAUUAUAAUAUAUAUAUUUUGUCAAUAUAAUGUAUCCAUUUUUAUCCAUCAUUUUAACAUGCACCAACAAUAACUGUGCAUUAUUACAUACAUUAUUAUACUUAUUUGUAACCCAAAUAAAAUCAAUGUUUUUAUAGACAACAUAAAUUAGUUUAUUAUUAACAAUAGACACAUUUUAAUAAUCAUAUGUUAGGUAUGUCAGUAUAAUACUAAAUUAAGUUAAAUUAGUGUAAAAACUAAAUUAUUCAUUUAAACACUUAUAAAACUAUUGUCAUGAUGACCUGCUUAAAUGUGUUGUUUUCUUGUAAUUAAAAAUAUAAUAUUGUACAAUUAUUAAAAACUGAUCUUGACACAAUGAUUCAUUUACAAUUUUUAAACAAUAAAUAUUACAAAUAACUCUUCAAGUAAUAAUUUUCAUGGGUAAUAAUGUACCUAAUAUAGUGAUAUGCCUAACAGUAGGUAAAUUAGAAUUCAAGUUAAACAUUAUAUUUGUAUUGGUUCUAUUACAAUGUAUAAUUUUUAUUUUUUCUAAAUUUUGCUCCAAUUAAAAAUUGAUGCAAGCUUUUUGUAAUUUUUAAGUUUUAGAUCUAAUCAGUUUUCUAAAGAUUUUCCUAGUAACUUGGGGAAAAAUUUGAGAAAAUGAACAUAUUUCUAUUUAUGGCAGUUUUAUUAUUUUAUGUAUUUUUUUUCUAUUAGAAAUCUUAUUCCAAAUUUCAUAUGUAGCAUAGUUUCUCAGGGAAAAUUUUCUUAUUAUUAUUUUCUUACUUAUUGGUGUAAUAGGCAGAUCCUUUGAUUUUCUUCAUAACUAGACAAAAAUAUAUGAAAAACUAGAAAGUUUUAGGAAAUAAUAGUGUUAUUAUUUCUAUUUUUCCUUUUGUUGCAAUUCAGUUAAAAAGAAUUAUAAAAACCAGAAAUUAUCAUUUUUAUUUACUACAUAACAACAAAUUUAAGUGUUUUUUUAGAAAAAAAUAUUCUAUUUUAAUUGAAUAUUUUCUACUAAGUGGUUACU
Messenger RNA from Cinara cedri, 8580 nucleotides. NCBI's taxonomy places the organism in Eukaryota, Metazoa, Arthropoda, Insecta, Hemiptera, Aphididae. The record is from the annotation of a GenBank genome assembly.